Messenger RNA from Rotaria sp. Silwood2, 453 nucleotides. NCBI's taxonomy places the organism in Eukaryota, Metazoa, Rotifera, Eurotatoria, Philodinida, Philodinidae. The record is from the annotation of a GenBank genome assembly.
AUGUGUACUUCAAAAAGUGAAAAGAUCAAACUCAAAGAUAGUUUACUUAGUUCAAUAACAUUUGCAAAAACACGUGAUGUCGAUGUUGCUUGGGUUGAUGGUAUUAUUACUCAUGGUGCACCACCACCUACAACACCACUCACAACAACUACAUUUACCACUGUUGGUCAAACUAAUACAGAAUGGUAUUUAAAUCCUGUAACACGUGAACUUAAAGAUCAGAUGCCACCUCAUCCAUGUGUAUUUGUUAAUGAACCAAAAUUACUUGAUCUUAAAAUGGUUCUUAUUCGACAACAUGGACUUAAAGCUGAAUUUGUCGGUGGAGUCCUUACUUGUGAAGAUACAGUAGCUAUCAAACGAAACGAAGCAGGUAAAAUCAUUCUUGAAGGUGCUCUAUCCGAUACAUAUUACAAAGUCCGACGAAUCUUAUAUGAUCAAUAUGCAAUUUUGUAA